CGCAGGACGACAGGGAUAGCAGUAGUGGUGCGGCAAAGACACAAGACGGAAGGGGGACAAGGCCGGAUCGCGGCCUGAAACCGAGGAGACGGACGGGGGAUCAAUCAGCAACGGUAUGAGGAAACGCCUCGAGGCGCGCGAGAAGGCUGCUACUGUCUCAUCGUCAGCGAGCGGGAACGGCCGCGUUGCUAUUGUUGCCACUACUACUACUACUAUUACUACUACUACUACUACUACCACUACUACUACUACACGUCACUACUACUGCUCGACUCUUGAACGUACGCGAACACACGAUGAGCGCCGAAUUCGAACGCUGAUAGUCAGCGGAACGAAUCGUCAACGAAGAUUCGCGCGGGAUAUUUAUCCGUGAUUUAAUCGCGAGAUAUUCGCCAAUAGAAAUGCGCGCACGUUUCUAAUUCUAAGUAUCAGCUCCUAUGCACACGUUAACACUGCUACGCCAAUAUUCUUAUUUGUAAGAAACGUCGACUAAUCAUUCGAAGCGAUCGUCGAAGGAGCGGUUUAAGAGAAUCGUUCAUGGAGUUGCCAGACAUCUCGCGGACGAGAAUCCGUAUAUCUUGCGCGAGCUCUCGCCAAGUUAGAGCGCUCGUUGGCUCGCGGAGGGGGUGAAAAAGCGCGCCAGGGGUCACCGGCAGUAACUGGGACACCGCGGGCUGCCGCGAUUCCUAGUUUCGGGGACAGCGAGUCCCUUAACCUCUCCGGUGCUGAACAAACGCGCCAAACCGAAAAUCUUAGAGAAGCGUGAAGCUUGAAAAAGUACGAGAGAGGCACUUGAAGAAACGAUCGUUUCCCAGACUCUUGGUUUCUAAUUUUCAUUCAUCCGUCUCGUUCACGUAAACGUUGAUAUAAAUGUGGGUGACACUCGGUAACUAUAAGCUCCUCGCAUUUUUAUUGUUACUCUCUAAAAGAAAUUAAGUGCGUUAAACUAAACACACGUUCACUACCGUCCGACACGCGAGCAACACAUUUGAGACACAGCCGAUUGUUUUAGCGAGGUAUUAAAUGCGUUCGAUAAGGAAAAGUGCGUGCAUAUGCAUACACAUACGGGUACACAAAACACGCGCACAAGACACGCGAUGCUGCGUGAGUCUCUGCUAAUGUAUAAGAAAUAUAUACAUGUUAUAAAUUUAUAUAAAUGCGUCAUAGAUGCUAUAUGUGUGUUAAAUCUUCAUAGAUCUAAAUCACAACGUUGAAGACUUACAUAGUAUAUAAUGUUACGCGAUUCUCGAUAAUCAAAUAUUGAUAAAAGUACAUGUGUACGUAUAUAUAUUAGAAAAAAAUUAAGUGAACGAAAAAUAACAACAAAGUUCUCGAAGAAUAAAACAUUGCGCAACUGAGGACCGAGAAAGCGGAACAAGAAGAAGCUAUUUACUUCUGCGAUUAUGUAUUUUGUGAGAGUACUGACGGAAGGAGCGACGGAAAUACUUUCAAGUACCGUGAGACUCGAGCGAUCGUUUGUGUAUCACACGUGUUGAGAAUCGUAGAUCUGCAACGAGAUCUUAGUCGAGCAGCAUUCGACCGAAGAAACUGCCACGAAACAUUUGCCAAUUAUUAAAAACCAAAACACCUAUAAAAAGAAAGAAACGGGAGACAGAGAAAAAGACUAACAAGAUUUUUCGUUGUCAACGCGCGCGAGUACUUGCGCGAGUCCACGGUGCUCAAUUAGGCUUUAUAAGUACAAAGACACGCAGGCGUGCAAAUUAUUUUUUUCGACCGAGGUAUGUAAUCCCUCUUGUAUGUUAUAGUAAGUUUAAACGCAUCGAGUCUGUCCAACUGUCCCCCUCUUCCGCCGAUGAGAUCCUCAAUCUACCUCAAUAACUAUCGGCUUGCGAUCCAAGUCCCAUUUCUGAAUUUGUCCUUCUGGAACAAGGAACGAUCGAAUAAACAAUCACUUCGCGCACAUCUCUCUCGCGCGUCCACAUGAAAGUCCUAGAACUUAAAAAUCUUUCUGAUCGUCUCGAGAUCGUUCGUCACUUUGCACUCUCGACAUAUACAUAUAUAUGUAUGUAUGUGUACAUACAUAUAUAUAUAUAUAUAUAUAAUAUCUUUACACAAAAUUAUACACAAAAAAUCUAUAUUCAGUUUUCUUCGAGCUUGAAAACGCACGUGUUUCAUUGCUCGUUAAUUGAACAUUAUAAGUACAAGUAUUUGCUUUUUUUUUUGCGGUGAGAGAGACAACGGGAUUAAAUCCGUAAGAUGAUCGAUGUGAAUGGAAGCGCAGCCUUCGCGUGUCUCCAGUUCUACGGAAUUUCGAUCGUUGUUCGCGCAAUUCCCGAGCUCGUCGUCGCGCGAUAGAUAGUACUAUCCGAUACCAAGCGUUACACAAGCGUCGAACAUCCGUCUUUGGAAUCGAUUGAAUGCGGACGAUUACGACCUGGAAAUCGGCGCUCCGAGUUUGUAUCGAGUUUUGGCGUGAUUGCGCCUAAGUGUAGUUCGCAAAGCACAAGAAGAAAGUGAUAUGCCCUAUCACAUGCGGAUGCGCGAACGGGAUAAUGCUGGCGGCGAGAGAUGAGAUUAGAGAAUCGAAAAGAGAACCAGAAAAGAAACAGCUGCACCGCGGCACAGAAAGAAGAAGAAAAAGGAGAAAGAAAAGAAGCAGCGGCAAGGAAGACAUACAACCAUGUCAUGGGAGUCUAUCUCGUCUAGGGAUUACUUGGGCGGAUCGGCGAGUCAUCAACUCUCGGCGACCGCGCUGCUCGGUAGCCCCGAUGGAUCGAGACAUCCUCUCGAUGUCUGCGAGUUCACCGAGGAGGAUUACCGGCAUCAAAAUGGCAACAGCAGCAAUGGCCAUUAUCAAAAUGGCAGAUCGGGUAUAUGGGAGUGUCUCAUAAGCUGCAGAAAACGGCUCGAUCAACAGUUAGCUCGAAGAAGGAUGGAACAAGGUUUGAAACUGUACCGAGCUCACAAGCAACAAGCCGCGGUUAAAAAAUGGAGGGGCGCACUGAAAAACAUCAGACAACGCGAGGAUAAAUUCACCCUUCUCGGAUAUUUGUAUCAAGCGUACAUGGAUUGGGGCAAAUACAGAGACAGUAUCGAAUUUGGCAACAAGCAGCUAUGUAUCUCUGAAGAGUUGGAUUCGCCAAACAUGCGAGCGGAAGCGUAUUUGAACUUAGCUAGGGCUCACGAGAGAUUAGGCGCUCUGGAUAGAGCGUUAGAUUAUGCUCGGCACAGUUUGUAUAACGAGUGCGAUCAGUGCGCUACUGCUGGACUAGUUCACUUAACAGUAGGCAGAGUUCACUUAGAACUAGCGGGAUUCUGCAAAGCUCUGGAAGCGUUUCAGAGGGCUCACAAAAUCGCCCACUCCAUUCAAGAUCCCUCCUUGGAACUGCAGGUGUACGUUGGUCUGUCGGAACUUUUCUGCAGGUUACAGGACGCAGACAAGAGCGCGAGAUACGCUGCAAGGGCGUACGAUCUCUCGAGAAGUUUACAACUGGGAGAUUUAAAUUCGCGUCAUCACAGAGAAGCGUUAUUACAAAUGGCCACGGCGCUCAGGAAAAAAGGCGAACUAGGCGAUGCUCAUGAUUAUUGCUCGGAAGCAACGCGGCUGUCGCUGGUCUCUGGCGACCAAGCCAGUUACGCUCGAAGCAUUCGCAUCAUGGGAGACAUUUACAGAAAAAAGUCCGACAUAAACAAAGCAUUUCGACAGUACGAAAGCGCGAUGGGUUCGGCGGCCGCGACUGGGGAUCGGUUGUGCCAGAUGGAGGCAAUGGACGGCGCGGCGAGAUGUCUGGAAGCUCUCAGGCUCCAGCACAAGAUAUGCAACUGCAGGCCCCUCGAGUUCAAUACCAGGCUCCUGGAAGUGGCGGGUUCAGUCGGCGCCAAGCUCUUGGUCCGGACAGUUAGGUCCAGAUUGUCGCGAAUUUACGGGUCUUUAGGUGACGAGGAGCAAAAAGGACAUCACGAAAGGCUAGCAAUUGCGAUGGAAGAGGAUUUGGAGCUACGAUGCGGAAGCUGCAAUGAACCUUUCGGUUUGGAAGCCGAUUCUCUGGAAGCGCUACCGUGCUCACACAUAUUACACGCUCGAUGCGCGUACGACAUCUUGAAGAGACGCGAUAAAAAGAAGAAGCGCUUAUGUCCCGAUUGCCAUAAAUCUGUCAGCUCACGACUGUACCUGCAUUGCGAGGAUCCUCAUGGCAUGAAUACUUUAAAUUAUAGUUCCUUGAGCCUGGCGUCAUUAAGGGCCAGCAGCCUAGCAACACUUGAGGACUGUCACGCGACGAGUAGCGUUUAAAAAAGAGAAACACACAAACCUACCAAUGGAUUACGUUUAUUUUAACGCGUUGGAGCGAUCCGCAUGCGAGUAGAUAAUUUUAAAAAUCAUAAUUUGGAAGAUAAACGAGUCAACGGAAAGAGUAGUACGAUACGAAGAAAAAAGAUUUAAUGGCAAUAAAAAGUGCACACGCCUCAAUAUCCAUGCUCUACUGAAUAUUACUUUUUUUCCUGACAAGAAUUUCAAACCUGUUUAUAUUUCUUUCUUAAAAGACUCUUUUUUUACAUUUGCAUUUCAUUAUAUGUAGAAGAGUGAAAAG
Molecule: messenger RNA, 4550 nt
Organism: Pseudomyrmex gracilis
Lineage: Eukaryota; Metazoa; Arthropoda; Insecta; Hymenoptera; Formicidae
Product: 43 kDa receptor-associated protein of the synapse homolog
Exons: 10
Coding region: 2642-4252 (536 amino acids)
Biological process (GO): chemical synaptic transmission
Molecular function (GO): protein-membrane adaptor activity; acetylcholine receptor binding
Source: RefSeq, a predicted model, not a curated record